Molecule: messenger RNA, 2190 nt
Organism: Pocillopora verrucosa
Lineage: Eukaryota; Metazoa; Cnidaria; Anthozoa; Scleractinia; Pocilloporidae
Product: dehydrogenase/reductase SDR family member on chromosome X
Source: RefSeq, a predicted model, not a curated record
UUCAGAAAACAAUAAUAUCAGCUACUCACACAGAAUACAGUUGUUUGGGAUCUAAUUAUUUACGGUCCGUACUUCUUGAUCUUAAUUAUGGCGAGUGCGAUGCUUAUGAACUACUUGAAUGGCGCCAAAGUCCUCAUGAAACAAGUUUUUUCCAAACACAAUUCUCUUGAAGUGAUUCCUAAUUUGGAUGGAAGGGUUGCUAUAGUAACUGGAGGGAACAAGGGCAUUGGUCUUGAAACAGUCAGAGGGCUUUGCAAGGCACAGAUGACAGUUAUAAUUGCUUGUAGAGAUACAGCAGAAGCAGAGAAAGCAAUAAAAAAACUAAGGGAGGAGUUGCCUCAAGCUGAAGUGGAAUACAUGGAACUUGAUCUGGCGAGCCUUGCUUCAAUACGGAAAUUUGUAAUGAACUUCAAGAAAAAAGGACUUCCUCUUCACAUCCUUGUGAACAAUGCAGGAAUAAUGAUCCCACCUUACAGCAAAACUGAAGAUGGAUUUGAGCUUCAACUUGGGGUGAACCAUCUUGGACACUUUGCUCUGACCAAUCUGCUCUUAGAUGACUUGAUCAAGUCUGGUUCACCAGAUAGAUGCUCAAGGGUUGUCACAUUGUCAUCUGAGGCACACAUUCCAGGAAAAAUAAACUUUGAAGAUCUCCAGAGCAAAUAUUAUUACUCACCCUAUUCAGGGUAUAGUCAAAGCAAGUUAGCAAAUAUUCUAUUCACUUAUGAACUUCAAAAACGCUUGGAAGAGAGAGAAAGCCCUGUAACAGCUAAUGCAGUGCAUCCAGGAGUAGUCAAUACUGAUUUGUUCCAGCAUAUUCCAUGGAUCAUGAGAAUGCCUCAGAAUGUAUUAGCUUAUUUUCUUUUUAAGACUCCUCAGCAAGGGGCAGAAAACAGUAUUUACAUUGCGUUAUCUCCAGAAUUAGAAAGCAAGGGAGGUAAAUAUUUCGUCAACUGUCAAUCAACACAAUCUUCAGAUGAGUCAUACAGUGAAGAUGUUCAGAGGAGACUUUGGAAAGCGAGCUGUGAGCUUACCGGCAUACCUGAAUGAAACAAUUGACCAUGUAACAAAAUAUUUUUAGAUUAACUUUGCAAAAGGGCAGUUUUCCUUUUUUUUCCCGAAAAAUAACACAAAAACAUUAUUUUCUUCCAGAUUAAGAUCAAACUAAUGCAAAAUACGUAUAUUUAUGAAUUUUAUUACAUAAAAAAUAUUAGAGUCAGACAGUUAUUAUUGUGUUAGAGUUGUGUCAGUGGUAGAACACUUGCGGCUGCGGCAGCAAAGAAAUACUACAAGUGAAAAAACAGGAAAACCAAACGCUAUAGUGAAGCGGUAACACCACUUCAGUUGUUGAAUAUAUGUAACACUAGCCAGACACAGCUGGUGUUAGAGUGCUCUAACACUGGCUAGUCGAGUUUAUCGAAAUCUCAUUGGGACAAGUAAUGAGUUGAAGGAGACGAAAUGAUUAUCAGUCUGACAAACUGGUUCAUUUGAAUCCAAGAGAUUUACUGAUAGUCAUACAAUCAAAAUUUAUCACAUUUUAUUGAUUGUUGACGGACGAAAUCGUAAUAGUGAUGAUUGAGGGGGUUGUGAAUGGAUAAAUGGAUGGAUGGAUGGUUGUACGAACGGCCGGACGGACACAUGGAAGGAUGAAUGAGCUGACUGUCUAAUUGACUUCAUUUUGCUAAUUAAUUGAGUUAUUGAUUUUCUGUGUUUGAGAAAUUUUCUUGACCGUUUCUUCCCAAGAACUGAAGAUCGUUUUUCAAAAAGUGGAACCUUUGAUUACGGUAUUUAUUUGGAGUGGGCAAUUUUAUACGAUACGGGCUGUACAGGCCUUAAAUUUUAUUUCGGGCCCUAUUUUCGCUAUUGCUUUAGUAGUGUUCGUGACUGCGAAGAUCGCUUUCACUUUCAUUUCAUGAACCGCAGGUCACAUAUAUGGUUUUUCAUAAAUUUACAGUCAUUGAUAGGGAUACCAUUCCCUUGCCGCGUUUAAACACUCGGUGUUUUAGUUACUAAAAACGAGAACAAUAAAACACAAAACAAACGAAAAUAAAGGAUUUAUGGUUUUAAUAAGGAAGUCUUUAAACGAUUUACCCUCAGGUCAUUGUAAAAUAUUUUGGCAACGUUUUCCGUUGUCUGGUACAAGGAACUAGUGCUUCUGGUUGAUCACUUUAAGAUAAUCCAUAGUAAGCAAAU